Lactuca saligna is the source of this 303-nucleotide messenger RNA. The record is from the annotation of a GenBank genome assembly. Lineage: Eukaryota; Viridiplantae; Streptophyta; Magnoliopsida; Asterales; Asteraceae.
AUGGAAGAUAAGAAGGAUGGUAUCUUGACCGACAUUAUAUCUUGCUAUUUAAGGAAGAGAGGGAUGUUGCGUAUCGAGUGUCCUCCCGGUGUCAUGAAGGGAAAAUCCAUCACAUACCGUUCUCACUGGAGGGAAAUUGUGACUAGUUUUAUUGGUACAUUGAUACCUUUUGGCGAUGAAGUUAUAAGUAUCACUGGUGAUGACAUUAACCAGUCUGCAGGGAUGCUAAGGGCAUUUAAGCAACCCAUUGUUUGUGAAAAACCUACCAAAGCUAUCCCAACGCACCUUUCAGUGUCAAAUUAG